GUUCUCUAAAGAAACCGACGAAGCGCCGUGCCACAGCGAGGAGCAUUUAUUAACCAGCGACGCUCCACGAGAGCUGUUCAUUAUUUUUCUCAAGCCGGUUUCAUGCUCAAAGGAAUUCCGUUUUUCCAGGUGAACGUAUGUGUACGGGUGGCUGUUUCUGAAAGUUUUUGGCCGGGGUUCACGCGCGCAGGUUUUGAAUUGGAUGUUGGCAGGGGGAGCGGCGAUGUACCGCGGUGACCUCUGUGGUACAGACCAGCUGAUGGCGAGAUUCUGAUACAUAUGUGGCGACAGGAAGUCUAAACAACGAGCAGGAGUGACGUAGAAUUGUGUGCAGUUUUGAAACAUCGGUGGUCUAGGCCUUGAGAAUAAAAUUAUAGACCUACACCGUAACUGUUUACGUCAUCAAUCGCAUCCAUGACAAGAAUCUAGCGUCUUCGAAGCCUUACAACGUUUUGACGUCAUCACUUUCUGUGCACACCUCCCACAGAGCAAGCCUCGAUUUGGUGAAAGAGAUAAUAAUCUGAUAUUGUUAGGGGUGACAACUCCCGUCUCAGAGCGGGCUUCCCCUCAGCUAUGAAAAAACUAAUGACGUCAUAUGACGCGGACAGCGUCCAUCACGCCAUGGGUCUGACCCAGCUCCGCCCCCACGCCAUGUCGCCCACCCCGACCUUUGACCUGUGUCUGGACGACGGCUAUCAGAGCCAGUUCCUGUCCCUAAGGACUGCCGAGCAGGCGUGCCGCGAGAGCUUCAUGGACGACACCAGCUCCGGCUCCUCCCUCGAAGACUGUCUCCACCCACAACACGUAGGCCAUGCCCCGGUCACGCCCACCACCACCACCACCACCACGGGGUUGGGCGUCUCAGCACAAGCCCCGCCCACUUCCCUGUCGCUCAAACACCCGCCUCUUCGGGGUCAGAACAGACGCUUCAACCACAGUGAAAACAACAACUCUAGUAACUCUAACCUAAACAACAACAACAACAACAACAACCAUCACCAUCACCACUAUCACAACAACAACAACAACAACAACAACAACAACAACGAAAAAGAGGACGACCAGCCGGACAAAGAGAGCCUGGUACAUCUAUCCCGCGAAGAACGACGGCGACGUCGGAGGGCGACCCAGAAAUACCGCACUGCCCACGCCACAAGAGAGAGAAUCCGGGUGGAAGCUUUCAACGUGGCCUUCUCCGACCUCCGGAAGCUGCUGCCAACUCUUCCGCCUGACAAGAAACUGUCCAAGAUAGAGAUUCUGAGACUUGCCAUCUGCUACAUCUCCUACCUCAACCACGUCCUCGACCUCAGCUGAACCUCCAGGCCAGUUUCCAAGGUCACGUGACACGUGACAUCAUUGGCAGGGUAGAAGCAGCCGGCCUCCUAAAUUAAAACCUAAUUAAAUUGUCUUGAUGGAGGCGUAAAAAACAUCCAACCGAUCUCUUUUACAACCUACACAGUGUUGUUGUGAACAUCAAACAUUAUUAUAUUAUUAUGACGUCUCGCACGUCAUCCCUGUUAUACGUUAAACUAUGGUACAUUAUUGGGCACACUUGGAGCUCAAGUCAGUUUACAAAGGGUCAACUUUAAAAUUAUGUAUAUUAUGUAUAUUAUCGUUACCUUAUAUUACAACAUUCUA
This is a messenger RNA of Aplysia californica (California sea hare), 1638 nucleotides long. RefSeq lists its product as uncharacterized. The record is from RefSeq and is a predicted model, not a curated record. NCBI's taxonomy places the organism in Eukaryota, Metazoa, Mollusca, Gastropoda, Aplysiida, Aplysiidae. The transcript has 2 exons. Gene Ontology annotation, biological process: regulation of transcription by RNA polymerase II. Gene Ontology annotation, molecular function: protein dimerization activity; DNA-binding transcription factor activity, RNA polymerase II-specific; RNA polymerase II cis-regulatory region sequence-specific DNA binding. The coding region runs from base 574 to 1314 and encodes 246 amino acids.